CUGAACAGUUCUUUCUUGGACUUGAAGAAUUGAUGAGCCUUCGGAUGUAAUUACCUCUGAACUCUGUUUUUACUGUUAGUUGAAAAUAACUAGACACCUCUCAGCUAUAUAAAUACUGCCCUGGGCAAUUUGCCCUAAGGUGUCCUGUUUUUAAGAUACUAGUUGUCUUGUUUCCUAAUGAAGAAAGACGAUUUCCAGCAAUUAGAACGAGAGAAGAGUCAAUCUUCCAAGAAGACUACUCCCAAAAGGAUUAUCCAUUUUGUUGAUGGAGACACCUUGGAAGAAUAUAGCACAGAGGAGGAGGAGGAAGAAAAAGAUGGACAGAGAAUGAGUUCAACACUUGACCCUUCUAAACUCUCAUGGGGGCCCUACCUGUGGUUUUGGGCAGGACGAAUAGCAAGCAGCUCGUUUUCUACUUGUGAAUUCCUUGGUGGAAGAUUUGCUGUCUUCUUUGGUCUUACUCAAACCAAAUAUCAAUAUGUGUUAAAUAAGUACCACAGAAUACAAUAUAAGGAAAGUAACAAAGAAAGGGAAGAGAAUGGAUCAAAGGACCAGGCAGCUAAGUCUUCUAAUGAAAAGUGUCGCCUGAAAACUGGAGUCCCUGAAUAUGGGACCAGACAACAGGACCUGGCAAAGGCCAUUCCUCAGCAGGGCACCUCAUCUAGGGAGGACUUGGCGGCAGAUUCCAGCUCAUGAUGGGAAUCAGAGACUGUAGUUCCCCUGUAUCUCUGUCUUGAGCUAUUGGUUACCAUGGCAACAGCACCACAGGUAGCACUUUUUAGGCCAGAACUGGGACUAAGCUUGUGACUCUAGAAUUGAGGAAUUGCAAACAGUGAGUGAUUUUGGAUACUUUCUCAAUAUAAUUUUUUUAAUAUAAGUUUCUAUUCUAACUCCACCCAGUAAUACACUCUGUUAGUCUUGACAUUUAGAUUUGGGUUUAAAUUCUUUGUUAUAGGGCUAGAGUGGAGUAAAGAAUCUCUGUUCCUCAGAAGAAAAAUUGAGCUUCAUAGAGUAUAAAUAAAUUCCCUUUUUAGGGAUUAAAAUAAGGUAUAUAUUUCUAAGUAGUCAUCCUGUCUUAGUUGGAACUUGCUUUAUGAUUAGCAAACAUUGCUAGUAGCACUAUGAAAUGGUCUUUAUCAAAGUUUUUGAGAAUUAUAUACACCCCCCAAAAAAUUGGAAACAAGUAAUAAGAGCACUACACAAGUUUUUUAAAAAUGGAUGAUUUCUUUGUUUAUUUGUCAACAAUUUUUCUAAACCUGUGAAGAUCAAAUGUGAAAAUCAGAGCUACAAAGCACAGGUUGUUCUGGACAAAGAUAAAUGUGAUUUAGUAGAAAGAAACAAAACUUUCAGUAAUGAAACCUCAUUUUUAGUUUACUUUUUCCAUUUGCUAGUUUUGUGAUUUUGAAGGUGUCCAGAUUUCUGAUCCCCAGUUUCCUUCUUUGUAAA
Ictidomys tridecemlineatus (thirteen-lined ground squirrel) is the source of this 1446-nucleotide messenger RNA. RefSeq names its product family with sequence similarity 177 member B (gene Fam177b). The record is from RefSeq and is a predicted model, not a curated record. NCBI's taxonomy places the organism in Eukaryota, Metazoa, Chordata, Mammalia, Rodentia, Sciuridae.